This is a messenger RNA of Leishmania mexicana MHOM/GT/2001/U1103, 1734 nucleotides long. RefSeq lists its product as hypothetical. The record is from RefSeq and is a predicted model, not a curated record. The transcript has a single exon. NCBI's taxonomy places the organism in Eukaryota, Euglenozoa, Kinetoplastea, Trypanosomatida, Trypanosomatidae. Bases 1 to 1734 code for a protein of 577 amino acids.
AUGCUUUUGAGCGCGGUGAUUGGGCGGCUGUGCGGCCUCGCCAAAGGACUCGCGAGGGCGUACCUUCAUGGUGAGACUGUGGAUCUGGGCCAUGAGAUGCUGCUGGCCGACUCCAUCUCGGGCGCCGCAGAGGUCUUCAUCGGUGCGGCCUCCGCCGAUGGCAGUGCAUUGUUGAUGGACUUUGUCGUUGUGGUUGGUGCGCUAAUCAUCGUCGUCGCCCUGUCCAGCUGCCUUGUGCGCUUCUUCUGCCUGUGCAUCGGCACUGCGAUGAAAGCCGGAAACAUUGAGAAAAUUCGUGCACGCCAGAAGAACCACCAGAUCCAGUCAGAGCAGGAGCGGGCAGAGCACAAGCGGCGGAAGAAGAAAGACGAGGAGAAGGCUUUCGUGCCGGCCGAGCGGAAUCUGCCGCAGGUUUCGGAGGUGCUGUCGAAGUUUCACCAGGAGCAGGAGAGUGGAGCGGCCAAGAGCGGUGGCAAGGGCAAACAGGGAGCCGCGGGGAGGUCGAAAGAGUCGGCUAUCGCAGCACCACGGCAGCAGCAGCUGCUUCAGCAGCCGGAGGCGGAGUUCACCACCACGUCGCGCCGCACGCCGCAGGACACGCGCGCUGCACCCAAGUCCAUCCUCCGUGGGUUUCCGGAGGUGGAUUUCCUGCUCACCUCUCCCGGGCAGAGCUACCUACUGAUCGGGUGUCGCAGCAAGCGCAAGGCGUCCCUUUACCCGCAGAGCGACGCCGCCGCGUUCAUGGAACGAGGCAAGGAGCUGCAGGAGAGGCACUUCACGGAUGUGAACGCGGUGGUAACCACGUCGGUAGGACUUGAGAAAAAGGCGGAGAUCUACUCCGCACAGUUCUCCAUGGACGACACGCGCCUAAUCGCAGGCGAGCGCUUCACAGACACAUUUGUCUGCUUUUCGGUGUCGGGUCGCACCAACGUGAGCCUGACUCAGCUGUGGUCGAUGAAGCUGCCGGACCACCGCCUCGUCUCCUCGGUGCCGCGGUGGAGCGUGCUCGGGCAGGACAGCCUUUUGAGCAUCGUGGAUCAGACGACAGAAGUGGAGGUUAUCGCUCGGGGCGCGGCGGGGACGUCGACGACGCACAAGGACAAGUUCAAGGUGGGCAGCGCGCUCGCGUGGGCGGUGUGCGACGAUCGCAUCGCGCUCGGCGGCUCCUUUUUGCGUGAGCCGCGGCUCUCACGUGUGGUGCAGCGUGCUGGAGGCGGCGGUAUCAUCCUCGAGCCAGUGGCGGUGUUCCCCAACGCGGAAAAGCUGCGUGUUUCCGCGUUGGCUUUCGUGACCCCCGGCGCCCCCGCGUUCAACACGCGCAGCUACAUGAUUGUGUUUCUGGAGAACGGCAUCGGCACCAUCUACGAUGUGCAGACUCUCUCAACGCAGAACACGCCGCAGGCGGUGAGUGUUUUUGCCGACACGGACUACGCCAGGCACCGCGUCGAUGCGCCACUGGGCAUUCUCACGACUGUGCGCGGGCAAGCGUAUCAUGAGGUGCUGCGCAUCGCGCUGCUCCGCGGCCCAAACGUGACGGUGUAUGAGCAGUCUGGCAAGGCAGACGGCGGCAACUUCCAGAUGGUGCGCGUCGCGGACCUGUACGACGUGCAGGAAGGUGACGCCGUGAAGCACGCCGUGUUUCUGCAGAACGGUCUUGGCCUGGCCACUAGUGGACACGCGGACGGACGCCAUGUUCGCAUGUUCACUCUACCGUCUCCGGGCAAGACGGCCUAA